Molecule: messenger RNA, 540 nt
Organism: Macrosiphum euphorbiae (potato aphid)
Lineage: Eukaryota; Metazoa; Arthropoda; Insecta; Hemiptera; Aphididae
Source: the annotation of a GenBank genome assembly
AUGGUAGAAUUUAUGAUCACUGGUGAACAAACCAAAACCCCUUCAGAAAUAAAAACGUCCAUAUUCAAAGAUCAAUUAAAUAAUAUAACUACACAAUUAGAAGAAAAUUUAAAAUUAAUGAAUAAUAAUAAUUUACAAACCCAAGAAACUUUCAAAAAAUUAAAUAAUGACAUUGAAAAAAAUAAUUAUAAGCAAUUCAAAAAUUCGAAUUAUCCUAAACAGCCUUUUCAACAAAAACCUCAUAAUAACUUUCAAUCAGAUAAACCAUUUUAUAAUACCCAAAAUGUUGAUAAUAACCAAAUGCCACAACCAAAUAAACAAUAUCCUUCACAAAAUUUUAAUAACCAAAUGCCACAACCAAUUAAACAAUAUCCUUCACAAAAUUUUAAAAACCAAAAAAGCGACAAUUCCAAUUAUAAUAAUCAUUCUACAAAAGACUGUCACUUCAAUAAAAAUCCUAAUAAAUGCCAAUUAUGCGAUAAAAUAGGACACCUAGCCAAAAACUGUUGGAUAUACUUUCCAGAAUCACAAAACCAAUAG